This is a messenger RNA of Quercus lobata, 1564 nucleotides long. Its product is annotated as receptor-like protein EIX2. The transcript has 2 exons. Gene Ontology annotation, molecular function: protein binding. The record is from RefSeq and is a predicted model, not a curated record. NCBI's taxonomy places the organism in Eukaryota, Viridiplantae, Streptophyta, Magnoliopsida, Fagales, Fagaceae. The coding region runs from base 466 to 1311 and encodes 281 amino acids.
GUGUCAUAUCUCUCAUUAAGGAAAAACCUUCUUUCUGGACCAUUACCAGUAAACAUCUUCCAACGUAUGAAAAAAUUGGUCACCCUAGAUCUUGCAGGGAACUUUCUAAAUGGUAGUAUCCCCUCAUUGACCAUUGGGCCGACGGGUUUGUGGUUUGUUGAUUUAUAGAACAAUCUUUUAUUUGGAAACAUCCCCAGGCAUUGGAUGAGUAUGCAAAAUUUAGAGGCCAUUGAUCUGUCGGGAAACAAUCUAUUGGGUAACAUCCCAACCUCAUUGUGCUCACUACCUACUCUUAAUUAGCUGCAACUAAGCUACAACAAUUUUUCUGGAGAUCUCUUUUCCACCUUGCAAAACUGCUCGAGCUUAUAUGCACUUGAUGUUGGAGGUAAUAGAUUCUCAGGGACUUUGCCAAAAUGGAUUGGAAAAAGGCUACCUUCAAUAUCAGAAUUGCGCCUACGAGGAAACAUGCUCUCAGGACCCAUUUUGGAACAAUUGUGUUUUCUCGCUCAUCUACAUGUUUUGGACUUCGCACAUAAUAAUUUUUCAGGAUCUAUCCCUACUUGUUUGGGCAAUUUGGCUGGUUUGAAAUCUUUGGUCGAAUAUUCUACAUCACCAAUCCGAAGUCUCCUUCUUCCACUAACCUACUUGGAGCAUAUGGAUUUGACUGCAAAGGGUGCCCAACGUGAAUAUUACAGCCAAAUUUUCUUGAUGAAUAGUAUAGAUCUUUCAAGAAACAAUCUAACUGGAGAGAUUCCAGAAGCACUAACAAAGCUCUCAUUACUAUUUACCUUAAAUUUGUCAUGGAAUCAAUUGACUGGAAAGAUACCAGAGAAUAUGGGAGCAUUGCAUGGUUUAGAAACUCUUGACCUCUCAUGCAACCAUCUUUUAGGUCCCAUUCCUCCAAGUAUGUCUUCUUUGACUUUUUUAAGUCAUUUGAACUUGUCAUAUAACAACUUGUCUGGACCUAUUCCAUCAGCCAACCAAUUUCAAACUUUCAUUGAUCCGUCCAUUUAUGAGGGUAACCCACAACUUUGCGGGCCUCCAUUGAUAACAAAUUGCUCAUUAUUGCCAAGUGAUGGGGAUACAGAAGCUGUAGAUGAAGACAAUGAGGAAUUCAGUUCUGAAAAGUUAUGGUUCUAUGUAAGUGUUGUUUUGGGGUUCAUUGUGGGAUUUUGGAUUGUUUGCGGUAGUUUGGUGAUAAAGAAGUCUUGGAGACAUGCUUACUUCAAUUUUGUUGAUGACAAGAAAGAUAGGUUUUUUGUGGCUGUCAAAGUUAAUAUGGCUCGUUUGCAAGGGAAGAUUGAAGCAUAGAGACGCAAAGAUUGAAGUUAUGCUUCAUUAUCAGGUGGAAGUCUCAGUAUUUGGAGAUCCUAUGAUUUACAGUACGUGUUUCUUCAGUUCAUGCAUGUGGAGAAGUACUUUGUUAGAGAUUAAGUUAUGUUAGUUUGUUUAUUGUAACAAAGAUAGUUGUGUAGUUGUAUCAAUGGAAAAGCUCAGGCGUGGUAUUUUGAUUAGUAUAAAUAGAUAGCUCACUAUAAUUAAUGAAGAGUAAUUAGUUGUAUAA